This is a messenger RNA of Linum tenue, 1812 nucleotides long. Lineage: Eukaryota; Viridiplantae; Streptophyta; Magnoliopsida; Malpighiales; Linaceae. The record is from the annotation of a GenBank genome assembly.
AUGAAGUGGACGUUUAACCGAAACUUCCGAUUCCUUGGCUCGCAGCUUUCCCGCCAAGAGGAAUCUCCAUCGUCCCACCUCAAUCUCAUUCAGCAGCUCCGGAACUGCAACGAUGUCCGAUCAGUAUCCUCCGUUCACUGCAGCUUCUUCAAAUCUGGGCUUUCAAAAAGCGACACUUUUGCGGCCAACCAUCUCGUCAAUGGCUACGUCAGGCUCCGGGAAAUCAGCCUUGCGCACCGCCUGUUCGACGAAAUGCCUGAACCAAAUGUCGUCUCUUGGACCUCCCUGAUGGCUGGCUAUGUGGUUGCCGGUCAAGCCGGGCUCGCUCUGGGAAUGUACGUGAAGAUGCUGGAGACGUCAGUUAAGCCGAAUGACUUCACUGUUUCCACGGUGGUCAAAGCCUGUUCGAUUCUGGCAGAGCUCGAAGCCGGGAAGAAGAUCCACGCCCAUGCUGAAGUCAUGGGGUACGGAACCGACCUUGUGGUAUGCUCUUCGUUGGUUUGCAUGUAUGGGUACUGCAACGAUGUUAAUGGGGCCAGGUCGGUUUUCGAUUCCAUGGAUCACAGGAACAUUGUUACCUGGACUUCAAUGAUAGCGGCCUAUGCACAGAAUGGCAGAGGAAGUGAAGCUCUUGAAGUUUUCAGGCUUUUCAAUUCCAUGGUGAGGGUACGUGCAAACGAUUUCAUGUUGGCAAGUGUGAUCAGUGCUUGCUCGAGCUUGGGGAAGCUUGUUGCAGGGAGAGCAUCGCAUGGAGCAGUGAUUCGAGGUGGGCAUGAGGUAAACGAUGUUGUCACGAGUACACUUGUCGAUAUGUAUGGCAAAAGUGGAUGCUUUGAUUACUCAUGGAAGAUUUUCAAGAGAAUCCCUAACCCUUCUGUGGUGGAGUACACUUCGAUCAUAGUUGGUGCUUCCAAGUAUGGACUUGGGAAGUUAUCAAUCGAACUCUUCGAAGAGAUGGUCGAGAGAGGGGUCAAUCCAAAUGAUGUCACAUUUGUUGGAGUUUUGCACGGAUGCAGCCAUUCUGGUCUUGUGGACGAAGGCCUAGGGUUUCUGAACUCCAUGCUCGAGAAGCAUGGAGUAGAACCCGAGGCAAAGCAUUAUACCUGUGUAGUGGACAUGUACUGUCGAGUGGGUCGUCUCGAUGAGGCUCACAAGCUAGCCAAGUCGAUCCACGUGGAAAACCCGGCGGAGGGGGCUCUCCUUUGGGGCACCCUGCUAUCAGCCAGCAGGCUCCAUGGCCGGGUGGACAUUGCUCAGGAAGCUAGCAGGCGAUUGAUCGAGUCCAACCAACAGGUGGCAGGCGCAUACGUGACGUUGUCAAAUGCAUGUGCAUCGACAGGAGAAUGGGAGAUCGCUCAUGGUUUGAGGUCCCAGAUGAAGCAAGCUGGCGUAGUGAAGGAUCCUGGGUGCAGCUGGGUCGAGAUUCGUGAUUCCACAUUCGUGUUUCACGCAGGUGAUCUUUCGUUCGAGAGAGGGGAGGAUGUAUUGAGACUGCUGAGAGAGUUGGAAGGCAGGAUGAAGGAGAGAGGGUACGCGGGAGGGAGUCUCGGUUUGGUCUUCUUUGAGGUGGAACAGGAGGCCAAGGAAGAGAUUGUGAGCCUCCAUAGUGAGAGGCUGGCUCUGGCCUUUGCUCUGAUUGUGAUACCUAAAGGGAUCACGAUUAGGGUUAUGAAGAACUUGAGGAUGUGCAAGGAUUGUCAUGAAGCGUUCAAGGCGAUCAGUGGAAUUGUAGAGAGAGAUUUCAUUGUGCGAGAUGUCAACAGGUUUCACCAUUUUAGGGAUGGAUCUUGCAGUUGUGGGGAUUUUUGGUAA